Molecule: messenger RNA, 863 nt
Organism: Adelges cooleyi (spruce gall adelgid)
Lineage: Eukaryota; Metazoa; Arthropoda; Insecta; Hemiptera; Adelgidae
Exons: 6
Coding region: 138-566 (142 amino acids)
Source: RefSeq, a predicted model, not a curated record
AACCGAAGAAAAAUAUCAUUUUUCAACCAACGGUUUUGUUAUAAACUGUAUUUCGAUCCAUUACUGUGUAUUUUUAUACACUUUGAAUACUAUUUAAAUAUAAUAUAGUAAUUAUAAAUACUCCGACUAUAGGAAUUAUGAUGUCAACUUCUGGACCAGAUAUGAGCCAAAAAUCGAAAAAAAGCGUGAUCACACAUUCUAGUGAAUACACAAUGGACCAAAACUCACAAUUGGGUUUUUCAAGUAUCGAUGAAGUGAAAAAUGCGGCGCCAAUUGAAAUGGAUGAAACAUACGAUUGUGAUGAGCCCAUGAUGUUUAUAGUAGACGGAAAUGUUCUUUUGAGCUCAGAAGUUACCAUUGAUGAUGAAAUGAAAAAUGAGGCACCAAUUGAAAUAGAAGGAACAGUUGAAUAUUUCUAUGAGAACACAAUACAUAUACAGAAAGAAAAUGAUAUGCUGAACACACUUACCAAUGUAAAUGAAAUUACCAAUGAAGCGAUUAUAAUUGAUGUAAUUAAUCAUCUAACAAAAACCUAUGAACAUUCGGACAAAUAUCAAUGCGGUUAGUGUGAAAAAAUGUUUUUUGCCGUAAGGCAAAUAGUCUGUCAUUUAAUUUAUGUCCACAAUACUCGUGUAUAUGUAUGCAAGACUUCACUCACAAAUAACGAACGAGUGCCUAUUGCAGUAGAACUGUACAAAUGUGACGUAUGCGUCAAGUACUUUACUACUCGUACAAAAUCUUACCUUGUAGUACACAAACACGUGCAAUGUGGAUUAAUAAUUGUGUCCCCGAAUUGGCUGGCAAAAACGUCAUCGUUGAAGAUGUUCAGAUAAUAUGUCAGAAUCAUUUUGAAGACAAAAUGU